AUUGCAUGGUGUCCGCCAAUCAGGUCAACUUCCGGUUCUCGUUACUUACUUCCUUUUUACUGAAAAGCCGAAGCGUGUGGUUUCUAACAGAAGAGUUUAGCCGAAAGGUUACACGUGAAGACGUAGCUAUGGGUCGCCGAAAGUCCAAGAGAAAGCCCCCUCCAAAGAAAAAGCUUACUGGGAAUUUGGACACUCAGUUCACCUGUCCAUUCUGCAAUCACGAGAAGUCAUGCGAUGUCAAAAUGGAAAGGGCAAGGAACACUGGGAUAAUAUCAUGCACAGUUUGCCUGGAGGAAUUCCAAACCCCCAUCACCUAUCUGUCAGAGCCUGUGGACGUCUACAGCGAUUGGAUAGACGCUUGUGAAGCGGCCAAUCAGUAGCCCAGGUUCCCCGGGGCUGAAGACGCAUUGAAACAGGAAGCUGAUUGGAGUUGGCACUUGUCUGUUUCUCACAACUCACUGGCCGGUCUUCAGCCCAACACAACAGUCCCGCCCCAGGCCGACCACAUUGCAGACGGUGCCCUGCAUUCAUCGACAGUUGCUUUUCAUCGACUGCACAGCCGGGCUUCCCGCUGCUCCGUCAUAUCACGUGACCCGCUGAUGUGUUACACCUGUCUCGUUUCUGUGAGGAGUGUCAGGUGCCUGGAAUGUUGUAAGCCUGGAAUGCGACCUUUGACCUGUACCUCACUACAUGUCUCCCACACUAGCGGCCAGGUUGUGGACCGAGGGUGGACCUCCCUGUCUGGCGUGGUCACAGCGGGGGUCGUCGUUCAGUCUGCAUUUCCCCCUCCUCGCCGAUUGUUUUCUUUUCCACAGAACUAUCAACUGUCAUGGCUACCUGUGGCUCCUAGACGUCACCAGUAGAAUUAUAUAGUAGGUCACUAGUCUGGCUUCAGAUCUGUUUGUGCUCUCCCAUUUCAUUGCUCGCUGGCAAGCUAAACCGUUGUUUGCUGUCACAGUGAGAGUGAGAAGGGGUUGUCGUUGGGACAUCGACAGACAGGAACUUGGGCUAUAUAGGAACUGCUCUUGGUGGGUUUCUUCGAUUUGACCACAUUUGGUUUUCACUCUCCCUUGGGUACCUUGUGUCCUAGCCUGACUGCCUGUCCAUUUCUGCCAGCUUCCUAUGUAAAAGUGGGGGAAAAAACAGCACAAAUAGAUCUGGAUCUAGAAAGUCGUGGCAGUGUUAAAGCAAUUCCCAGGACUAUCCAACAGUAUUGUUACUUUCCAUACAAACCAGUAGGUACUUCCAGAAAGCAGGAUAUGCUGUUAAACAUAUCUCUGGAUUUUCAAAUUCUUUUAGAAAGCUACAUUUGAACAUGGGAUGUUGUUGGUUUUCAAGUCAAUUAUAGUGUCAGUUUAAAGUUAGAAUUUUGGAACCGUUAGCUGGCUAAUUCAUUAAUACUGCUUCCUGGAACUGCCCAGUCCCACAAGUCGUUUUGUCAAGUGGUGUAUGAAAUAUUUUCUAAGAUUAUCACAGGUCUUAUUUCUAGGGUUCUCCCUUAAGACAUGUUGCUCCAUUCCUUUGUUAGAGAAACUGGACAAAAAGGAAAGAUUGGGUGGUAUAAACACCAGGUUAAUAGGUCCAGUAUUACUAUAGAUUUCUUUGUCUUUCUAAUAAGAUAAUUGCAAAUGUUUUAUUGUUGGUUUGCCCAUUCUUUGUGAUAUUGUAAUAAUCUUUUGUUCUUUGAUUUGAAAAAUAAAGUGUUUUAUUUUGACACCAAUGA
Molecule: messenger RNA, 1723 nt
Organism: Esox lucius (northern pike)
Lineage: Eukaryota; Metazoa; Chordata; Actinopteri; Esociformes; Esocidae
Gene: elof1
Product: ELF1 homolog, elongation factor 1
Exons: 4
Coding region: 6-380 (124 amino acids)
Biological process (GO): transcription elongation by RNA polymerase II
Cellular component (GO): transcription elongation factor complex
Molecular function (GO): RNA polymerase II complex binding
Source: RefSeq, a predicted model, not a curated record